Messenger RNA from Panicum hallii, 928 nucleotides. RefSeq names its product protein G1-like1. Gene Ontology annotation, biological process: mRNA transcription; response to light stimulus. The transcript is spliced from 2 exons. Bases 134 to 928 code for a protein of 264 amino acids. Gene Ontology annotation, cellular component: nucleus. The record is from RefSeq and is a predicted model, not a curated record. NCBI's taxonomy places the organism in Eukaryota, Viridiplantae, Streptophyta, Magnoliopsida, Poales, Poaceae.
CUUGCUGAUCAACUAGCUGCUCCACCUGCUGGCCGCCUCCUUCUCGGGCAAUCCAGCGUAGCAUAGUCACCGAUCGACCUUCUAGCUACUACCUGAUCUGAGCUGGUCUGCGUGAAGAGGAGGCGAACGAGCCAUGGAGAUGGGCGGCGUGGCGGCCGCGGCGGACAGCCCGGGCGCGGCAGCGGCACGGCCGAGCCGGUACGAGUCGCAGAAGCGGCGGGACUGGCAGACCUUCGGGCAGUACCUGCGCAACCACCGGCCGCCGCUGGAGCUGGCCCGGUGCAGCGGCGCGCACGUGCUCGAGUUCCUGCGCUACCUGGACCAGUUCGGCAAGACCAAGGUGCACGCGCCGGGGUGCCCCUUCUUCGGCCACCCGUCCCCGCCGGCGCCGUGCCCGUGCCCGCUGAAGCAGGCUUGGGGCAGCCUGGACGCGCUCGUCGGCCGCCUCCGCGCCGCCUUCGAGGAGCAUGGGGGCCGGCCCGAGGCCAACCCGUUCGGGGCGCGCGCCGUCCGGCUCUACCUCCGCGAGGUCCGCGACAGCCAGGCGAAGGCGCGCGGCAUCGCCUACGAGAAGAAGCGCCGCAAGCGCCACCCGCCGGCGCACAGGCAGGCCAAGCAGCAGCAGGACGCCGGCCAGCACCACCACCACCACCACCACCAUCAGGCGCCGCACGCCGCGCCCGCCACGGUGGCGGUGACCGAGAGGCGCGUCCUGGGUGACAUGGCGGAGCCGCCGGCGCCGCACUUCCUGAUCCCGCACGCGCACUUCCUCCACGGCCACUUCCUGGCGCCGGUCACCGAGCCGGCCGACCCCGCCGCUGGCAUCGGCGGCGGCGGCGGCACCGGCGAGGACUUGGUGCUGGCGAUGGCGGCCGCCGCCGAGGCGCACGCGGCUGGGUUCCUGAUGCCGCUGUCCGUGUUCCACUAG